Messenger RNA from Drosophila bipectinata, 1801 nucleotides. RefSeq names its product G-protein coupled receptor dmsr-1. Lineage: Eukaryota; Metazoa; Arthropoda; Insecta; Diptera; Drosophilidae. Gene Ontology annotation, biological process: G protein-coupled receptor signaling pathway. Gene Ontology annotation, cellular component: plasma membrane. The record is from RefSeq and is a predicted model, not a curated record. Gene Ontology annotation, molecular function: G protein-coupled peptide receptor activity.
AAACUCCUUUACCUAAGGGACUCUAAUAGAACUGUAAUGAUGCAGGACACCAGCCUCAAUAUGUCGCAGCCACAAUCCAAUUCCCAACACCGGCUGCCAUUCAAUGAGACAGUUCUGAAGGACUUUAAGCUCACCAGCAGCGACAUUGACAAGUUUGUGCAACUAAUGCACGAGUAUAACCAGCACCAGAGAAAGAAUCUGACCAACCAGGUGGACGAGUGUCAUGGCUACUGUCAGGGAGAAAUCUACAGCUGGCUGCGUGCCUACAAUAACAUCCAUGGCUAUGUUUCUCUUAUGAUUUGCAUAUUCGGGACGAUAGCAAACAUCUUGAACAUAAUGGUUCUGACCAGAAAGGAAAUGGCCAAGACGCCAAUAAAUAAUAUCUUGAAGUGGCUGGCAGUGGCAGAUAUGUUUGUGAUGCUGGAGUAUAUACCCUACACGUCCUAUCAAUACAUAUAUAUGGGUCCUGGUGAAAAGGAUUUGAGCUACACCUGGGCGGUGUGUCUGCUGAUACACAUGCACUUCACCCAGAUCCUGCACACCAUCUCGAUUGGACUGACGGUAACGCUGGCCGUGUGGCGAUACGUGGCCAUCAGACAUCCGAACGGGGGCUGUGCCAACUUCCUGCUAGCACAUUCCCGGGAGGCGAUCCUCCUGCCCUUCGUCCUCUCCCCGAUCCUCUGCCUGCCCACGUACUUUGUGUUCAAGGUCCGUGAGACGUAUGACGUGGACAAUGUCCAAUCGGAGGCCAUGUAUCAUGUGUAUUUCGAUCAGGACUCAGUGCUAUACAGAUUUAAUUUCUGGAUACAUUCCGUGCUAAUCAAACUGCUGCCUUGUGCCAUCUUAAUUGUGAUCAGUACCGUGCUAAUGCACGUCCUGUGCGAAGCCUCGAGGCGUCGUUUAAAGCUUCGGGACUACAAUAAUCCCGCCAAGUAUGCCAUCCAGCUCAACCUUAACGAAACAAAGUCCAAAAGGCCACCGCGAUGUGAUCGACGUAACGAUCGCACCACCCUGCUCCUGGUGGCUGUGCUAGUGCUGUUCCUGGUCACGGAGUUUCCUCAAGGACUGCUGGGCCUGUUGUCCGGGGUGAUGGAAAAAUGCUUCUUCGCCCACUGCUAUCCGCCCUUCGGGGAGCUUAUGGACCUCCUGGCGCUGAUCAAUGCCGCCGUGGGAUUCGUGCUCUACGGUCUGAUGUCGAAGCAGUUCCGAACCACCUUCCGGUCGCUCUUCAUGAAGCGGCACUUCGGGAGCACAGAGAUGACUCGCUUGACCCGAGUAACCACGACAUGUGUGUAAAGGUGAUAAGAUGGGAGAGUCUCCAAGAUGUGAUUACGAGAAGGAUCAAAAAACCAAGGCCAGGUGCAGGAUCGAUCUACGGGGAAUAGGUUAAGACCAUCAAAGAUGUCUUGGCAAAGCUCCAUUUGAAUUUCUAAAUCUUAAACUUUAUAAAAGUUUCGUUAGGUUUCGUAACGAAAAAAAAAUUGCACAGGACUUUGUGAGAAGGACAAACGAUGAUUUUGUGAUGAGAUUUAAAAUUUAGUUUCGUGAUUUGGCUGUUUAAGAAGUGCCAUUUCGUUCCAAUUAAACUAGAGAAUUAAGAUUUAUGCAUUAUCCGGUUGCUGUUUCAGAUUCAUACACUCUAGCACUUAAGCCACUAAACUAGGAUAAGACAGUACAAGAGCCUAUGGUGUACUAAUACGAGACAUUUACUUUCCACUAAGGACUAACCACAGGAAUUCAAGGAUAUAAUCUAAAGCUAAUCUAUGUCUGAAACAGAACGUUAGGAAGACAGAAAGUACUC